Molecule: messenger RNA, 1521 nt
Organism: Dermacentor silvarum
Lineage: Eukaryota; Metazoa; Arthropoda; Arachnida; Ixodida; Ixodidae
Exons: 1
Coding region: 1-1521 (506 amino acids)
Source: RefSeq, a predicted model, not a curated record
AUGGUGCUGUUCCCAGGACACCACUACUUGGGCCCCGGAAGCCACAAGGGCAAGGAUCCCGUCGACGAGGACAACCGCAUCGCCAAGCGCCACGACGAGGCGUACGAGCGAGCCGAGAGCGACGCGGACGUGUUUGCCGCCGACCGAGCCUCGACGAAGGAGUUUUUCCACGACUUUGACUCGACUGGCAACUGGCACUCUGCCUUGGGAGCAGCCGGUUUGGGCGCGAAGAACGUGGUUGAGGAGCACGUACUAGGCCGCAGCCUCUAUGGAAUGCCCCCAGUCAGAACCGGACGGAAACGUACGAAUCACGGGGACUCAGAUCCAACAGCACCAAAACGAGUUAACGACGACCCAGGCCCCAGCAGUGACGCGGAAAUGUCCUCGGCGGAGGAGCUACAAUCGGAUGCCCCUGCAAGAGCAGCAGCCGGGGGAGCAGGCGUUGGAAGUAACCAUCCGUCUUCCUCCGAAUGCGUUCAGCAAAUUCUGCGAGUUCCUCGCGACCAUUCAGUAUUCAGUGACAGCAAGAUUGUCACCACCUGGGGUUACUGUAUGCUAAAGACAUCGCUCAAGUACGACAGCGAGAAAACUUUUCCCGGCAUCGUGACGAGCAUGUCGCGCCUGCCCAUCGACCGGCCUUACCUGUACAUUCCGCACGGCACUUACCUUAACUUUCUGGCUCACACACAGGCUCUGCAGUGCUCUGUCAAGGUGACUCCCCACGGCUUGCGAACUCCUUGGAAGACUGGCUCGUCGGUCGUGCAGCCAGUCAAUUCGGACAUGCUAGUUUACGGCCUGGCCUCUGUGGGGUUGAACCAUCACAUCGACACGGCCAUGUGCCGCAUAACGCAGGGCACAACACACAACGCAAUGAAACUGGCAUGUAUUCGCCCCUUUAAGGCAGACGACCACGCCGAACUGGCCAAGAGCUACUGGGGUCUGAACAUAGCACCGGGCAUGGAAACGCAACUCAACGACGACGCGUCCAACAUCCCUACGAGCAUGGGAGCACCCCGGCACAACUUUUCUUACGACUUUAUACACAUUGAAAAUGCGUCUCCUCGCUUGACCAAGUUCGUCAACCAGUUUCCGCUCAAGGGUCACGUGGGCACUCCCAUUAUCAACUACGAGCACAAGUUUAAAAACGCGUGGCUUCGCAUGGGUCACACGUACAAUGCCGGCAACGAACUACUGACCCACUCUUCACUUGGUCUGCCGUCGGACGUGGUAACUUACAAAACGAGCAGCCGGUAUAAUGCGGAAUCGAACUCUCAACUCCCGGAAGAAAACACGGUGAUGCGCCUUCGCCCGCUCGAUUUUUGCAAGCGACACAUCAGGUAUCUCGACACGAUCGAGAAGUCUUGGUACCGCAGAGGUCUCGCACCCAUGGAACUCGACGCGAUUCAACCGAGCCUCGCCUUUGACAUCAUGGCAGCGUCCAAGUCAAACAAGGACGACCCGGCAGCACUGACAAGUUUCAAGACGUCACGGCCUUCUUCCAAGUGGACACGGAACUUGUAG